Molecule: messenger RNA, 990 nt
Organism: Asparagus officinalis (garden asparagus)
Lineage: Eukaryota; Viridiplantae; Streptophyta; Magnoliopsida; Asparagales; Asparagaceae
Exons: 3
Coding region: 1-990 (329 amino acids)
Source: RefSeq, a predicted model, not a curated record
AUGGUGUAUCAACUACGCAAAGCCUUGUACGACUUGAAACAAGCCCCUCGUGCUUGGUUCAACCACAUUGAGACUUAUUUCAUGAAGGAAGGUUUUCAGAGAUGUGCAAGUGAGCAAACCUUGUUCACUAAGAGAAGCAGUGAAGGCCACAUAAUCAUUGUAAGUAUCUAUGUAGAUGACUUGAUAUUUACUGGUGAUUGUGUGCACUUGUUGUUUGAUUUCAAAAGAUCUAUGAUGAAAGAAUUUGAUAUGACUGAUAUGGGAAGCAUGAGUUACUUCCUCGGAAUUGAAGUGUUACAAAAGGAGGGAGGAAUUUUCAUCUAUCAGAAGAGAUAUGCUCUUGAGGUGUUAAAGAAGUUUGGAAUGCAAGAAAGCAAAAUGGUUGGCACUCCUAUUGUUCCUGGUUCGAAGAUGGAGAAAGACAAGAAUGGGAUUGCAGUGGAUGGAACCCUUUUCAAGCAACUUGUAGGGAGUCUAUUCUAUUUGACUUCUACCAAGCCAGAUUUAAUGUUCAUUACAAGCCUCCUGAGCAGAUACAUGGCUAGUCCAACAGAGCUGCAUAUGCAAGCAGCUAAAAGAGCAUUAAGGUACUUGAAGGGCAUUGUGGAUUACGGUAUUUACUACAAGCAUGGUACAAACAACAAGCUACUUGCAUUCACUGACAAUGACUAUGCGGGGGACAUUGAAGAUAGAAAGAGUACCAGUGGCUAUGUCUUCAUGCUAAGCUCAGCAGCCAUCUCAUGGAGCUCGAUCGAAAAAGCAACCAAUUGUAACAUUGUCAACUACAGAGGCAGAGUUUGUAGCAGCUGCAACCAGUGCUUGUCAAGCUAUAUGGCUAAAGAGGAUCUUGGAGCAGCUCGUAUUGCGGACAUUAUGACCAAGCCCCUCAAGUAUGAUGCUUUUGUCAAACUCAGAGGCAUGGUGGGAAUGUGUGAAGUCAGUAAGUAUGGAGCACAAAUUGGAAGUCAAGAAAGUUCCACAAAACAAUAG